AUGGCCGCCGAGAUAGGACGUGACGUCACGGCCCUCGCCUCCCGCUUUGGGCGCAUCCUCGAGGCUUUACCACCCUCCUUGGAUCCUUUCAGAAAUCCGCCAAGUACCGAUAGCAAAAAAAAACGUACUUUGAAACAUUUGAAUGAAACUUUUAACUAUGACGCAAAUGCUAAAUUGAAUAUGAAUGAUAUCGAGGUCAUUUUGUAA
Messenger RNA from Leptosia nina, 207 nucleotides. Lineage: Eukaryota; Metazoa; Arthropoda; Insecta; Lepidoptera; Pieridae. The record is from the annotation of a GenBank genome assembly.